Messenger RNA from Anopheles cruzii, 408 nucleotides. RefSeq names its product peritrophin-44-like. The record is from RefSeq and is a predicted model, not a curated record. The transcript is spliced from 2 exons. Gene Ontology annotation, cellular component: extracellular region. Gene Ontology annotation, molecular function: chitin binding. Lineage: Eukaryota; Metazoa; Arthropoda; Insecta; Diptera; Culicidae. Bases 1 to 408 code for a protein of 135 amino acids.
AUGUUGCCGAACGAUAUGCGCAACUCGGUUGCGGCUGUUUGUCUUAUUGCGAUGGUAACUGGCAUCGCUCACGCACAGAGCUGUACCAGCUACACCUACACCACGUUCCUACCCGAUGGAAAGAAGUGCAAUUUCUAUACCGCCUGCGUGAACCAACGUGCUACUCCCUUGGUUUGCCCUUCCGGCUAUCACUUUAACGUUCGAAAGCAACUGUGUGACUUCCCUAGCGAAGCAGGGUGUAUCAAAUGCCCCGCUGUUGGGUUUGCUAACAUGGCCGUCGAUGGAAGCUGCAAAAAGUUUGUCCAGUGCUUUAUGGGGACAGCCAUCGAUCGCGAGUGCCCACCCGGUCUGAUGUACGAUCCUGCCUAUGGACAAUGUAACCUGGACACAAGGGUUGCUUGUAAGUGA